Molecule: messenger RNA, 3048 nt
Organism: Babesia microti strain RI
Lineage: Eukaryota; Apicomplexa; Aconoidasida; Piroplasmida; Babesiidae
Product: histone-lysine N-methyltransferase SETD2
Exons: 1
Coding region: 1-3048 (1015 amino acids)
Biological process (GO): regulation of DNA-templated transcription
Cellular component (GO): nucleus; chromatin
Molecular function (GO): histone H3K36 methyltransferase activity; protein binding
Source: RefSeq, a predicted model, not a curated record
AUGCACUUGAAUAACCUGGGCUAUAUUUCACACGAUCAAUGUGCAUUUUGCUGGAUUUGCCGUACAAUAAUUAGUACAGAGCUAGAACUAUUCAUUUGUACUGGGUUUUGCUCUCGAAGUUAUCACAAAAGCUGUCUAAAAUAUCACCAAAAUAUCAAAUUAUCCAAAAAUAACCAAUUAUAUACCGAUUCUACUGUUAUAAGCGCGAAUUCUAUUGCUUGUGAUAAUGAUAAUACCAUUUGUUACUUUUGCUGGCAAAGUUAUGUGGGCUGUAAUUACUGCCACAAAUUUAUCCAUUUAAAUAAAGUUAUAAAGUGCAGCAUUAAAACCUGUACCAACUUUUAUUGCCGCAAUUCAUGUUUGGCAAGAAUUCGAGUGAUAUACUUGGCUAAACAAGAUCUAAUUGCCUAUUUCACUAACAUGAAACUACCUCUUGAAGUUCUAGAUAUUUGUGAAGACAACAUAAUUUGUCACUCCCACUUCUGCUAUAGCUGUUAUGAUUGUGACAAGUACAUGUACACCUGGGAAAAGUGCUGGAGGAAGGAGUUGUUUAAUAGCAAAUCAAGAGAUGCGAGUAUCGCUUGGGAUUUUUUGCGUAGGACAUGCAAAGGAUCAAUUGAAUCAUCCCAUUUUAAUAAGGGUAAAUAUCCAAUUAAGCCGCCACGGAUGCCAGCGUUACUACGUAUAAACUUACCCAACCGCGCAACCACUGACAAUGGCAUAUUAACGCAACUGAGACAAUUAAAUAAACUAACCCAAAACACAAUUUACUCAUGUAUACGGUGUGAUAUGUGCUGGUGUAUCCGGUGUUUGCCUCCAGACGCUUCAUAUAUUGUGAAUUGCAAAAAUAACAUCCUCUGCCAUAAUUGUUUGCAUCAACAAAUACACCGUGAAAUUUCAAGAUUAAAAACGCAAAGAAGUACUCAUGUUUACAAAAAUAGUGAUAUUUCUUUGAAUAUACAUUCUAACUCUCAGAACAUUUAUAGACAGUUAAAAUCUGUCAUAAAAGCGGCGAAAGGCGAUAUAAGUUACAUAAAUAAGUCUUUUAUCGUCAGCCAAAAUAAUGUCUAUUCAACUUUUAGUAAUAGUGAAGUUUCAAAAUCGAAAUACAAUGUUAAUUAUGAUACAUAUGACAAUUAUCCAAUAAAAGAUAACACCCCUACUUGUAAUUCUAUUUCAAUCGGUGUUAAUGACAUCAAAAAAGAUGAAAAACAAGAUAAUUUGGAUAGCACCAAAACAUUUAUCGGAAAUUCUGUAUUUAUUCCAGGUGAACGCUUGAAUAUGUAUGAUAUCCUCCCCCCGAACUUCACAUACCUCAAUUCCAACUAUUGCACAGAGGAAACCAAGAAAUUUCUCAAGGUUAUAGACGCUCCUGACUGCUGUAACUGCGCCCAUGUUUGCGACAGAAAUUGCAAUAAUAGAUCCCGUGGAAUUGAAUGCCACAGCGGUAUAUGCAAACUAGGGGAUAUUGAUUGUGGUAAUAGAAGAUUAGCAAAUUAUACACAGUCAAAAUUGUAUAUAUCAAGGGUAGAAAAAAAGGGAUAUGGUGUGUUUGCCUCAGAUUACAUUUAUGAGGGGGAGUUGGUAUGCGAGUAUACAGGAGAAGUGACUAACCAUGAUUUAUACCAAAAAAGAUUAUUAAGUCGCUGCUUUAGCGAAUUGGAUGAUGGCAAACAUAACCACUGGUACAUUAUGAAGAUACAAAAGGAUGUAUAUAUUGAUUCCACUAGGAUGGGUAACAUUUCACGCUACAUAAAUCACUCGUGCGAACCAAAUUGUCAAAGCAUGCCUAUAAGCUAUAGGGGAACAAUUCAUAUGUGCAUUUUCUCGAAGCGAACCAUUAAUCCCAACGAGGAAAUAACUUACAACUAUGGGUUUCAAUCUUAUGGCCUAUAUAAUGGUUUCAACUGUGCUUGUGGGAGCAAUAAAUGCAGAGGUAUUAUUGGCACUUCAUCUAAUGAUUCUUCGCUAGAGAAGGCAUUGAUUAGGAAACUUGAUGGGACAACUAUGGAUUCAUUGAACGAUUUGUUAAAGGAUAUGCAGAAUCUAUUUACUAUUGGGAAUAAUUCAUCGCUAAAGCCUCGGCCAAUACCACUUGAUGUAAUUAAUGGCUUAUUCACUAGCGGAGACUUGGAGGCAAAUGAUAGGUUAAUUAAUACCAACAACAUUACUAAGCAUUUAAACAUAUGCAAUAAGAUUAGAAAACUACUUAUCAAUAACAACGAAGUUGAUAUGGAUUAUAGGCAAGUUUUGAGCCUUCUUAAGGCAGUUAAUAGGGGACUCCUAGCACUUCCUGUGGAUAUAAAAUCACACACUCAUAUUGAGUAUUUGUAUACAAAGUUGAUCGCACUUAACGGUUUGUCAUUGGAGAAUUUUUCCAAUGCUAAAACCAAAAAAUUUGCAAUAGAUCUACCUUGGUCCAUCAUUGCAUAUGAGUAUAAUCCGCAAAAAUCAUUGAACACAACAUCCAACCCUGAGUUCUUCAUCGCAGCCAAGCGAUUUUUCCAGUGUUAUACACUAGUGAAUGUUAGCAAUCGCUUUGGUAGGGAUGCACUUAGUAACGUUCAGAAUUUUUUUGACCUCUCUUGGGGGUUGACUGAAAAUUGCGUUGCUUGUGGAGGUUACGGUGAUUGCACUGUUUGUGAUAGUUGUGGAAAUGUUUUACAUGACAAAAUUUCAUGUGGAGACUUUGUUUGUGGUAUCAACUAUGAGAAUAUUUGCAGCGUUUGUCAAAAUUCCAACCACCGUAGUCAAUGGUAUCUUAAAAGCACACUUGAGAGGGAAAGAUUAGCACUAAAACUAUCCCUACUUAGGUUGAAUAAAAUGUUUAUCAAUAGCGUGAAAUAUUAUGGGAAUUUUGUGCCAGAUAUAGAGGCCUUCAAAAUGGCUAAUGAACAAACAACACCACUACCUAUGGAUCAGGCAGAAUCUGUACCACACAUAGCAACAUCACAAGGGGGUAUUUUUGAUGUAUCAUCAAUUGCACAAUAUGUAAAUUAUGUCAGCAUUUGCAAUAAAUUAGUGAGUGAGAAUGCUAAUUUUUUGUGA